AUGGCGCAGCUCUACGGAGAAGACUCCGACUUCUGGACAGAAGGAGACAGCAGCGAGGGGGUCACUUCUGACGAAGAGACGGGGGGCCCCCUGGGGGCCCCCGGGGGCCCCCUGGGGGCCCCUGGGGGCCCCGGGGGCCCCCCGGGGGCCCCCGUGCUGCCGCCAGUACCCUCUUUUAUACCCUCUCCUUUGGCUGUGCCCCCGGUGUCUGCGGAGACUCUUGAGGAGCUGAAGCAGCUGAAGGAGCUUGCUGCAGCAGCAGCGGCUCCCGGCAGCAGCAGCAGCGAGCAGCAGCAGCAGCAGCAGCAGCAGCAGCAGCAGCAGCAGCCGCAGGUCGUUGGCCCUGACACGUGGGACUCGGCAGCAGACGAGGGCGAGGGCCUGAACUUCUUCCCGCAGCAGCAGCAGCAGCAGCAGGAGCAGCAGCAGCUGGGCGGGCGUGAGGCUGCCGCUGCAGAGCAGCAGCAGCAGCAGCAGCAGCAGCAGCAGGUGCUGCUGCCGCUAGACUUGCUGCUGGAUGACCUGGGGGGGCCCCCCCCAGCCCCCAAGUUUAAAGUGACUUUUACUUUAAUGGAAGAAGUCCCUUUGGAGAUAAACCCUAACCCGUCCUUGCCAGCAGCAAUAGAGUGUGGGCCCCCCGAGUUUGCUGCUGCUGCUGCUGCGCAGCGCAGCAGCAGCAGCAGCAGCAGCAGCAGCAGCGCAGCAGCAGCAGCGGGAGAGGAGCCCCCAAAGCCCAGGCCGAAGCCCAUUCGAAAGAAAUGGUGCAUUGAAGACACAGCAGAUGUUACUUUUUUUCGAAGGACUUUGCGGAAGAUUCGGCGAGAAAGAGCUGCUGCUGCUGCUGCUGCUGCUGCGGCCCGGCAGCAGCAGCAGCAGCAGCAGCAGCAGCAGCAGGGCAGCAGCAGCGACGCCCUCGAGAGCCUCUUCAGGGCCGAGCUGGCGCCGCCGCCCGACGAGGCAGCAGCAGCAGCAGCAGCUGCUGCUGCUGCAGCCCCUGCUGCUGCUGCAGAAGCCGCCGAAACCGCUGCAGCAGCAGCAGCAGCAGCAGCAGCAGCAGCAGCAGCAGCAGAAGAAGCAGCAGCAACGCAAGACUUGUCUCCUGAAGAAGAACCCCUCGCCAUUGAGUUUGGAUUCCCUUUAGAUGACUUUCAAAAAAGGGCCAUUUUGAGGUUGGAAAAAAACCAGUGUGUCUUCGUCGCAGCCCAUACCAGCGCAGGCAAGACGGUGGUGGCUGAGUACGCAAUUGCGCUGGCGCUGCAGCGGCGGCGGCGCUGCAUUUUCACUUCUCCUUUAAAAGCUUUAUCAAAUCAAAAGUACAGAGACUUCAAGCAGAAGUUUGUUUCCGUAGGGUUGAUAACGGGGGACAUCUGCAUCAACCCUGGCGCGGCUUGUCUGAUUGUCACUACCGAAAUCUUGAGAAGUUUGUUGUUCAG
Eimeria necatrix is the source of this 1433-nucleotide messenger RNA. Its product is annotated as DEAD/DEAH box helicase domain-containing protein, putative. The transcript is spliced from 3 exons. The annotation marks the transcript as partial. NCBI's taxonomy places the organism in Eukaryota, Apicomplexa, Conoidasida, Eucoccidiorida, Eimeriidae. Gene Ontology annotation, molecular function: ATP binding; RNA helicase activity; nucleic acid binding. Gene Ontology annotation, biological process: nuclear-transcribed mRNA catabolic process, 3'-5' exonucleolytic nonsense-mediated decay. The record is from RefSeq and is a predicted model, not a curated record. Gene Ontology annotation, cellular component: Ski complex.